GUGUGCAUGUAGCCUUUAUCAUGUAAAGUAAACGAGAGAACACCAACAACUGAAAAGAGAGAGAGAGAGAGAGAGAGAGAGCAGGCCAACGAGACGAAAUCGAUUGAGAGAUGGCGAAUCACUGUAAUGGAAAAUUAGACUACUCCAUGAAGCUGCCGACAAUAAAAUUCACGAAGCUUUUCAUCAAUGGCGAGUUUGUUGAUUCUGUGUCAGGGGGAACUUUCGAGACUAUAGAUCCAAGAACAGGAGAAGCGAUUGCAAUCGUUGCAGAAGGAGCUAAGGAGGACAUUGAUUUGGCCGUCAAGGCUGCACGUCAAGCCUUUGACCAUGGCCCUUGGUCCCGCAUGUCUGGCUCUGAAAGGGCAACAAUCAUGAUGAAAUUCGCGGAUUUGAUUGACGAGAACAUAGAGGAAUUAGCAGCCCUAGAUUGUGUUGAUGCUGGAAAGUUGUUCAGUAUGGGCAAGGCCGUUGACAUUCCUCAAGUAGCAAACUGCCUUAGAUAUUAUGCAGGUGCUGCUGAUAAAAUUCAUGGAGAAGUCCUGAAAAUGUCACGCCCACUAUUUGGCUACACUCUGCGUGAGCCCAUUGGCGUUGUUGGCCACAUAAUUCCUUGGAAUUUUCCCAGCACCAUGUUUUUCAUGAAAGUUGCCCCUGCCAUGGCUGCAGGCUGCACCAUGAUCGUCAAGCCAGCCGAGCAAACUCCGCUUUCGGCCCUUUUUUAUGCUCAUCUGGCUAAGCAGGCUGGUGUACCUGAUGGAGUGAUCAAUGUUGUGCCUGGGUUUGGACCAACUGCUGGUGCUGCAAUCAGCUCACACAUGGACAUUGAUAAAGUUUCUUUUACUGGAUCCACAGAAGUUGGGCGUAAAGUGAUGCAGGCGGCAGCGGCAAGCAAUUUGAAACCAGUUUCACUUGAGUUGGGUGGCAAAUCACCUUUCCUGGUUUUUGAUGAUGUUGAUGUAGAUACAGCAGUGGAACUUGCCUUCUUUAGCACUAUCUACAAUAAAGGAGAAGUUUGUGUAGCAGCUUCUCGCAUCUUUGUUCAGGAGGAUAUUUAUGAUGAAUUUGUGAAGAAAUUGGCAGAGAAGGCAAAAGGUUGGAAAGUUGGUGAUCCUUUUGAUCCAACAGUCAGCCAAGGACCCCAGGUUGAUAAGCAACAGUUUGAGAAGAUCCUUUCUUACAUUGAGAUUGGGAAAAAAGAAGGAGCAACUUUGUUAACUGGGGGAAAAGCUCUAAACUCGAAGGGAUAUUACAUUGAGCCUACCAUUUUCAUCAACGUUAGGGAUGACAUGGCAAUAGCGCGAGAUGAAAUCUUCGGUCCUGUGAUGUCGGUGAUGAAGUUCAAGACAAUCGAUGAAGCAAUUAGAAGAGGCAACGACACAAAAUAUGGUCUAGCUGCAGGCAUUAUGACCAAGAGCCUGGACGUGGCCAACACAGUGUCAAGAUCCUUGAGGGCUGGAGUAAUAUGGAUAAACUGCUAUUUCGCUUUUGACAAGGACUGCCCGUUCGGAGGGUUCAAGAUGAGUGGGUUUGAGAGAGACAAUGGGUUAGAAGCUCUUCAUAAGUAUCUCCAAGUUAAAUCCGUCGUAACUCCCAUUCAUAAUUCUCCUUGGCUCUGAGAUGCACCUAGAAAAGAUAGAAUAAACGUUUUGAUGGAUGAUAGUGUUCAAUUAUCUAAAAUAAACAAGUCUGGAUUGUAAUGUUGCUAAGAGAAAAGCAUAAAGUUGGAAGGUUUUAUUUUGUUUUUAAGAAGUGGAAAUACUUUCCCUCUUUUGUUGAUAAAUAAGAUUAUCAGAGUUGAGGGAUUUGGUUA
Molecule: messenger RNA, 1810 nt
Organism: Carica papaya (papaya)
Lineage: Eukaryota; Viridiplantae; Streptophyta; Magnoliopsida; Brassicales; Caricaceae
Gene: ALDH2C4
Product: aldehyde dehydrogenase 2C4
Molecular function (GO): oxidoreductase activity, acting on the aldehyde or oxo group of donors, NAD or NADP as acceptor
Source: RefSeq, a predicted model, not a curated record